AGCUACCAGGCCGACUAGUGCGCCUACCGAAAUAGUCGGUCUGCUGGCAUCUUCACGCUCGACCGCUUCUACGACGGGCUCAACGCAGCAGACGUAGCACGGGCAGCCUCACACCCAGUCGCACUCGACAAUGCAACACUACAACAAUGGCCAUCCCAGCCUCCUUUGCACGAGGGCCGGAUUAACAUGCUGCCUUUGCGCUGUUGAAUUGGCUGGCGAUGCCCUCUCCAAGCCAACGUCGUCUCCGAACAGAGCUGUCCACCCCAAGCAAACACCGACGAGCUUUAUAGCCUCCGAACCGAGCCGUCCGCCCUUCAAGCCGACCACACAACUUUUGAAGGGGUCUCAUUCAAACGAAUCAAGGAAAAUACAAAUCAGGAUGUACCAGGCAUCCCGAGAUUUCGGUUUUGGCUUUCAUGGAGGACACCGCACUGUGUUGGGGCCUGGUCUUUCACGCCAAAGCUACCGUUUCCUGGGCUUGCCCAGCACGCAACCAACCGCCAACAACAGCACGCCGCCCCGAGGCGAACGUCGAUGUCACCCCAAUAGAAGCUGCUGGGUUUUGGAACGAUGAGCACGCAAUACCCACGUUCGUAGUACCCUCGUUCGUAGUACACUGUUCGAGCUAGAAGUCAUGGGAUACUAAUGGGAGGUGGCCAAUGGCUGGACUACGUACGUCUACAGCCCUGGCUUUGGCACGCUGCCGAGCCUGGGUGGGCACGCUGCCUGAGUCUGGACGGACACGCUGCUUAAGGCAGAAGCGUCUUCAAGGAGCUUAGUUG
This is a messenger RNA of Cucurbitaria berberidis CBS 394.84, 782 nucleotides long. RefSeq lists its product as uncharacterized. The transcript is spliced from 2 exons. Lineage: Eukaryota; Fungi; Ascomycota; Dothideomycetes; Pleosporales; Cucurbitariaceae. The record is from RefSeq and is a predicted model, not a curated record. The coding region runs from base 131 to 574 and encodes 147 amino acids.